Odocoileus virginianus texanus is the source of this 1343-nucleotide messenger RNA. The record is from RefSeq and is a predicted model, not a curated record. Lineage: Eukaryota; Metazoa; Chordata; Mammalia; Artiodactyla; Cervidae.
UUCGCGCGAGGCGUGCUCUACAGUUCCGGCCGGGAGCUGGACUUCUUGGUACCCAUGUGGGAGCUGCUGUGAAGAUUCAUUGGUUUCUGAGUCCUGCCCAAAGUCGAGCUCGGAAGUCUGCCAACGUGAAAGAUGACGUCCUUAGCCCAGCAGCUCCAACGGCUCGCCCUCCCUCAGAGUGACUCCAGUCUUUUAUCUAGAGAUGAAGUUGCCUCUUUGUUGUUUGACCCCAAGGAAGCGGGCACCAUCGACAGAGACACCCUCUUUGCCAUUGGAUGCACUGGCCUGGAAGAGCUGCUUGGAAUUGAUCCUUCCUUUGAGCGAUUUGAAGCACCGUUGUUCAGCCAGCUAGCAAAAACCUUGGAGCGCAGUGUUCAGACCAAAGCAGUGAACAAACAGCUGGAUGAAAACAUUUCAUUGUUUCUUAUUCACUUGUCCCCUUACUUCCUGCUGAAGCCAGCACAGAAGUGUCUGGAGUGGUUGAUCCACAGGUUCCAUAUCCAUCUUUAUAAUCAAGAUAGCCUCAUUGCUUGUGUUCUGCCAUACCACGAGACAAGAAUAUUUGUGCGGGUUAUACAGCUUCUAAAAAUUAAUAAUUCAAAGCACAAAUGGUUCUGGUUAUUACCAGUUAAGCGGUCUGGAGUGCCCUUAGCUAAAGGAACUUUGGUUACCCACUGCUACAAAGAUCUUGGAUUCAUGGAUUUCAUUUGUAGUCUGGUGACAAAAUCUGUGAAGGCUUUUGCUGAGUGUCCGGGGAGUUCCACUCAGUUGAGGGUGCUCUUAAGUUUCUAUGCCUCUACCAUUGUGUCUGCUCUCGUGGCUGCCGAGGACUUAUCCGACAAUAUAGUUGCCAAGCUGUUUCCAUAUAUUCAAAAGGGAUUGAAAUCAUCUUUACCAGAUUACAGAGCUGCAACAUACAUGAUAAUAUGUCAGAUUUCCGUGAAGGUGACCAUGGAAGAUACCUUCGUUAACUCCUUGGCUUCACAGAUUAUCAGAACACUGAUCAGAAUUCCCUCUCUGAUCAAGGAUGGAUUGAGUUGCUUGAUAGUGCUCCUUCAGAGACAGAAGCCAGAGAGCCUGGGGAAAAAGCCAUUUCCUCACUUGUGUAAUGUUCCUGAUCUUAUUACACUACUUCACGGGAUUUCUGAAACAUAUGACAUUAGUCCUCUUCUGCGUUACAUGCUUCCCCAUCUGGUCGUCUCCAUGAUUAAUCAGGUUACAGGAGAAGAAACGGAAGAGAUGGACGGUCAAAUCUAUAGGAGACUCUUAGAAGCCAUACUUACAAAUAUACCCCUGAAGAACAGCUUAGACCGUUUGUUGGCUGGGUAAGCGCUUACUUUUGA